AUGCCUCUUGCACUCUGGGCCCAGACCCACUGCUUCACCUCCACCAGGGGAUCACACAGUCUUCAUUACAACCUCACGGUGCUGUCCCGGGAUGGAUCUGUGCAGCCCAGCUUUUUCGCUGGGGGACACUUGGAUGGCCAGGCCUUCCUGCACUAUGACCGUGAGACAGGCAGGGUAGAGCCCCGGGGACUGUGGGCAGAAGAGCUGGGAGCUGAGACGUGGGACACAGAGUCCAAGGACUUGACAGAGACCUGGAAGGACCUCAGAAAGCUUCUAGCAGAAAUCCUGGCCCUGCAGGAGGAGAAAGGAGGUGUGAAUUCCCUCCAGGAGAUGGUGGGCUGUGAAAUUCAAGAAGACAACCACGCCUGGGGCUUCAGGCUUCUCUACCAAGAUGGGGAGCUCUUCCUCUCCUGUCACCUGGAGACCCAUCGAUGUACAGUACCCUAGUCGUUGGGUCCGACCUUGGCCAUGGAAAUGGAGAAGUCCGGGGACACAGAUGGCUUUCAAAGCAAGUAUUACUGGGCCCACGUGCAGGGAGAGCUUUGUGGAAGACUGCGGGGCUAUCUGGAAUCCUGGACAGGCUUCAGGGAGAGAACAGGGCCCCCAGCCGUGAACGUGACCCGCAGCCAGGACUCGGAGGGCACAGUCAACCUCACAUGCUGGGCUUUCGGCUUCUUUCCCCGGAAUAUCUCAGCUGCCUGGUUUUGGGAUGAGGAACCCAUGAGCCGGGAAACCCAGCAGUCUGGGGGUGUCCUGCCUGAUGGGAAUGGGACCUACCGGACCUGGGUGACCAUAAGGGUUCCCCAAGGAGAGGAACAGCGUGUCAAGUGCCACGUGGAACGCAGCGGGAAUCACAGUGCACACCCUGCGCCCUCUGGAGAGACCCUGGUGCAUCAGAGUCGGUGGUGGACCAUCCUGGGUAUUGCUGCUGUGGUUGUUGUUAUUAUCAUCGAGCUUUGUGUCCUUUGCUGCACGAAGAAGAAGAAGAAGACAGCAUCAGCUGUGGGGAGCCCAGCUGUUAGCCUACAAGACCUGGCUCAAUGCCAGAUGGAGCCAAGUGACCAUAAUGGCCUCAGACAACCGGGAUUUCAGUCCUCGUUGUCAGACCCGGCGUCCAUCAUUUCUACUGUGGAAGCUUAG
Balaenoptera ricei (Rice's whale) is the source of this 1140-nucleotide messenger RNA. Its product is annotated as MHC class I polypeptide-related sequence B-like. Gene Ontology annotation, biological process: antigen processing and presentation of endogenous peptide antigen via MHC class I via ER pathway, TAP-independent; positive regulation of T cell mediated cytotoxicity; immune response. The record is from RefSeq and is a predicted model, not a curated record. Gene Ontology annotation, cellular component: external side of plasma membrane. Lineage: Eukaryota; Metazoa; Chordata; Mammalia; Artiodactyla; Balaenopteridae. The transcript is spliced from 6 exons. Gene Ontology annotation, molecular function: signaling receptor binding; peptide antigen binding.